UGGUUUACAUAUAGGUAGGCGACCAAGCACAUAAACCCUAGUUCCCCAAUCGCAAGUCUUCCAAAAUUUUGUGAUUCUUAAAUUUAAAAAAGGGUACAACAAAAUAGGAAACUUGUUGAUGAAGUUAUUGUGAUUCUAUUGUUUGGGGAACAAGAAAACUCUACAAUAAAUAGGAGACUAUAGUUUUUUGAUUUAAUAAUAGUAGUACAAUCACACAAGGUCUCUUCUUCCAUUGUUUCUUAUGAUUUGAAUCAAUGAAGAACCCAAAAUAUAUCCCUAUCUUGUUGAACGGCCACUUAACCUUCUCUCUCCUCUGUGAAAAUCAAGAAAUCCAAGAAAAAAAGAGAGGAGAGAGAUUAUUGUCUGCUUCAGAAGAAGAAGAAGUGGAUCCAAACCUCCACCAAUCUCUCCUCAACUCCGUACUCUCUUCUUCAACUACACUCAAAAUGCUAGGCAUGUUUGCAUCCGAGUCUGAGUCUGAGUCUGAGUCUGAAUCUUCUCCAAUCCAAGAUUUGAAGAUGAAAGAUGUGGACACAUCUUCAUCGUUGCAAUUAGUAUACAAAAACCCGCCAUGCAAGUACCAUGUUGGCGAGUCUUCGUAUACUUUUUGCGUGAUUUGCGAUGAAGCAGCACCAAACAGAGCCUUAGUGGAAAGCAACAAGUGCAAUCACUCAUUUUGCAAAGAGUGUAUUUGCAUCUACAUUGGAGAAAAGAUUCAAGAAAACAUUGGAAAAGUGAAGUGUCCAAAACCCAAAUGCAAGGCUGUUUUAGAACCCUAUUUCUUUAGACAGAUCGUCCCGGAAGAGGUGUUUUGGAGAUGGGUUAAUGCUCUCGCAGAGUCUUCUGUUCUUUAUUGGCAGACAUAUUUGGAUUGCCCUUUUGAGGACUGUGAAGAAAGAUUUGUGGAUGAUGAGAGAGGGUUCAAGAUCAGGGCUUGUCCUAAGUGUUGGAGACUAUUCUGUGUUGUGUGCAAGACUGGUUGGCAUAUGGGGAAGAGUUGUUUGGAGUUUCAGAUGGAGUUAGAGGCUGAGAGAGCGAGGCGGCGACAUCGGAGGAAAAGGAUAGUGUGGCCUGAGUCUGACUAUGGAGAUCUGAAAGUUCUUAUAUUAGAGUAGAUUGAUUGACGAAACAGGUCUCUAUCUCUGUUUAUAUAUACAUUGCAGAGAAUGAAAAAGUUUUUUUUCUUUUA
Messenger RNA from Camellia sinensis, 1189 nucleotides. The record is from RefSeq and is a predicted model, not a curated record. NCBI's taxonomy places the organism in Eukaryota, Viridiplantae, Streptophyta, Magnoliopsida, Ericales, Theaceae.